UGGUGCUGGGGUGGAGGCUGCCAACUGAGGUCCCACUGGCUACCUCUCCCCACAGGUGCUGGCUCCGCCGUGACCAUGCCUGUGACCUUUGCCCUCUUGCUCCUCCUGGGCCAGGCCACCUCGGAUCCAUGCUACGAUCCUGGGGGCCGCCCCCGCUUUUGCCUCCCGCCGGUGACCCGCUUGGCUGGUGUCUCAGCAGCCUCCUGCCCUCAGACCUGUGGCCUCUCCCCAGGGAUGGGCCCUGGCCCCGGGGCUACCUGCAAUGGCAGCCUGACGGUGGACCUGGAUGGCCCUUUCCUCCUCACGGCUGUCAGCCUGCGCUUCUGCACCCCAGGGCCCCCAGCCCUAGUUUUGUCUGCUGCCUGGGCCACUGGGGGUCCUUGGAGGCCUCUGUGGCGCAGAGCCGCCUGGCCCGGGGCCUUGGGGGGCCCUGAGAGGGUGACCUUCCGCUCCCCUCCGGGCCCUCAGGCCAGGGUGGUGGCGCGCCACCUCCGCGACUGGCCCUGGCGGCCCGCCACGCCCCAGCACCCCCAUCCUUGCCUGCCCUGCUCCUGCAACCAGCACGCCCGCCGCUGCCGCUUCAACUCUGAGCUGUUCAGGCUGUCAGGGGGCCGAAGCGGGGGUGUGUGCGAGCGGUGCCGCCACCACACUGCAGGACGGCACUGCCACUACUGCCAGCCUGGGUUCUGGAGGGACCCCAGCCAGCCCAUCACCAGCCGCAAGGCUUGCAGGGCCUGCCAGUGCCACCCUAUUGGGGCAACAGGAGCUACCUGCAACCAGACCAGUGGGCAGUGCUCCUGCAAGUUAGGGGUCACAGGCCUGACGUGCAAUCGCUGUGGGCUGGGCUACCAGCAGAGCCGCUCCCCCAGGAUGCCCUGCCAGCGAAUUCCAGAGGCCACUACCCCACUUGCCACUACCCAUGGUGCUUCCAGCUCUGACCCUCAGUGUCAAAACUACUGCAACAUCUCGGACACCAGGGUCCACAUGAGCCUUCGGAGAUACUGCCAGCAGGACUACGUUCUGCGUGCACAGGUGCUGGUGUCCGAGGCUGCAGGCCCCGCAUGGCACCGGCUGGUCGUGCGCCUCGACCGCCAUGGCCUCGCGUUGCCCUGGAGGCCGCGCUGGGCCCGACCACUGCGGAGGCUGCAGCAGGAGGAGCGCGACGGAGGCUGCAGGGUCCUGAAACCCUCUACACCGAGCCCCAAGCUAGAUACUUAUCAAGGCUGGAGCGGCCUCAAAGGCCGCUGAAGGAACUCAGAAGCGACGGGCGGAACCAACCCUCUACCUCGCCUCAAGAGCCAAUCAGAAGCCGUGGCGCUCCAACAUCACUACGCAUGCGCCGUCGUUGCUGCGAGCAACUGUUAGCAAAAGACGGCAAACUAUAAGUGGGACUUUGGAGUCUCGGCAGCACCUCGUUGGCCUGUGACCCAAGCAGUUC
This is a messenger RNA of Fukomys damarensis (Damara mole-rat), 1438 nucleotides long. RefSeq names its product netrin 5 (gene Ntn5). The transcript has 9 exons. Lineage: Eukaryota; Metazoa; Chordata; Mammalia; Rodentia; Bathyergidae. The record is from RefSeq and is a predicted model, not a curated record. Bases 76 to 1248 code for a protein of 390 amino acids.